Messenger RNA from Schistosoma mattheei, 1620 nucleotides. The record is from the annotation of a GenBank genome assembly. NCBI's taxonomy places the organism in Eukaryota, Metazoa, Platyhelminthes, Trematoda, Strigeidida, Schistosomatidae.
AUGUUAUCAAAAUUAAAUUUAUUAACAUUAGAUCGUUCAAUCAAUAAAAUCAAUAUAUUAUUUUCACAUUUUAUUCCAUUCAAUGAUAUGAUUCAUAUAAAAUCACGUAGACAAUAUAAUGGUAUUAUAGAAACCAAUUUAAUAAAAAAUUUACAUCAUUUAUAUAUUGGUCAUCAAAUUUAUAUUAAUUUAACUAAUAUAAUAGAUUAUUAUUAUUAUAAUUAUGAAUUAUCAAAGUUAAUAUUGAAUAGAUCUAUAACAAUGAAUGAUUUAAUACAAUUUAAUGAAAGAAUAUUUCUUGAUGUAUUCAAAUUAAUUAUCAAUGAAAAUACAAUUAACUAUACAAAUUAUUUACAUUCUAUUCAUAGAAUUAAUGAUAUAGAUUGGAAUGAUGAUAGAAAUUUUAUUAAAAAAGCUUAUAUGAAAUCAUUAAUACCAAAGAGAUAUAUACCUGGUCAAUCAUGGUAUAUUUUAUUAAUGCAUUCAUGGAGAUUAUAUUUUUUAUUCAUAAUUCAUAGUUCUAAUUUAUGGUUACGUUAUAAAUUAGAAAAUAUAAUAUAUCAAAGUGAUUUACCUAAAACAAUUGAUGAAUGGAGUGUUAUAUUUAUAUAUUUAUUAUGUUCAAUAUAUCAUUCUAAACAAUUGAAUAGAGAUUAUCAAUUACCAUAUGGUUUUUGCCCAAAUCCAUGUUUAAUUAAUCCAUGCCUUGAAGUGGUUAAUACAAUGUCAAGUAAAUGUAUAAGAACUGGAUAUUUUGAAAAUAGUUACAAAUGUGAAUGUCGUAAUGGUUAUCAAUGGAAACAAGUUAAAGGAUAUAAAGGGUAUUGCGAAGCGAUCGAUCUAUGUGACAAAUAUUGUAACAAAGUUGGAACCAGGAAAUGUGAUAUUGUGCAAGACAGAUAUUUCUGUGUUUGUCGCCCUACUCAUAUGGGUUUAAACUGCGACUACCAACGUGAUCCAUGUGUGGAACUAGCUUCUAAUGUUCAUAUGGGAGGAAAUAUGGCAUGUAACGUUGCAAAUGGUGGUAUAUGCAGAGGAACUUUAGGAACAAACACCUAUCAUUGCCAGUGUCCAGGAUCAUUUACCAGUGAUCCAUCUUAUCCUUUCCCAAAUUGUUUACAAAUUAAAGAUCGAUGUGCCAGUACAAUAUGCAUUCAUGGUGAUUGUGUUAGUUCAAAAGAUGGACAAGAAAGUUAUUGUGUUUGUCCUGAAGGAACAUAUGGAAAAUAUUGUGAAUUAACACGUGGACAAUGGGGUCAAUGGUCACCAUGGUCUGAAUGUUCACCAAAUUGUGGACUUUAUAAUCACCGAAGGCGUAUACGUACACGUGACUGUUUAGGUGAGGCAUGUAGCGGUGGUUUAGGUUAUUUACAUAUGGAAUUCUGCGAUACAAAACCUUGUUCAGAUGAAAAACUGAUGUUAAAUAGAAUAAAUUCGUCAGAAGAAAUCCAAAAAUUGAAAAUGUUACAAGUACAAGGAACACAUUAUGUAGAAAUAUCAGGUGAGAUUGCUAAAUACCUCUUAUUAAUAACUUGUAUCUUUUCUGUAACUACAGUGACAGCUAUGAUAAUAGUUGUAUACUGUUUAUAAAAUUUUAAUAAUGACACAGCUUACUUAAGA